CUGGCUGGCUGGCUGGCUGGCUGGCUCACUGGCUGGCUGGCCUACUUGCUGAGUGCUAGUGGCCUCACCAACCUUACCGCGCUCGCUACUUGCUGUGCGUCAAAGUCUCCCAAAAACUCGUAUCGGUGGUAUCCCGGUGUUGUUUCUGGACUAUUGUCGUGUGAAAUGAUGUUGGAUAAGUGGUGAAACAGUGCUAGUGUGUUCUGAGGUGCGUUAAGGAACCUAUUCAGUGGAGAGUCCUGCUGUGUGUACCUGCAUUCCUGACCAGGAGGAGGAGGAGGAGGGUCGCCGUGGAGUGUGGAGGUGAUGGAGGGUAGUGGGGCCCGUGUGGCCGUCCUGGGGGACAGUAUCAAACACUUCCCCGCUGGACAACUCUCAGCUUUCGACAUCUCAGCUGCCAACGUCUCCAAGGAGGAUAUUCAGGUCCACAUAGUCAGUCCAGCCAAGCGCCCGGUCUCCUACCAGCUUAGUGAGAGCGGUGAAAAUGUGUAUCGUGUAGCGUUCGUGACGACGGAAGUUGGGUCGUACGUAGUGGACGUAGCCGUGGCUGGUCAGAAGGUGCAAGGGUCACCCUUCAUCGCUAAGGCGUACGACGCAGGUCUCAUCCGUGUAUCUGACGUGCCCAACGGUGUGGUGGGGCAGCCAUGCCAGUUCAGAGUGGACGCGUCACAGGCUGGUGAGGGACAACUGGAGAUCAGCAUCAAUGAUGGUGAGGUUCCCAACCACGUGCAAGUACUGGGUGGUGGACGCUGCCUGGUGUCCUUCACGCCAGACACUGCUAAGAUCCACACCAUCGACAUCAAGUUCAAUGGGGAGACAGUGCGUGGGUGUCCCUUCGUGUGUCGUGUGGCAGACACAUCGCGAGUAAGUCUGACGCUGCGUCACCUGGAGCUCAUCCCUGUGGGUCAACCAGCAGCCUUCAACAUCUCCGUGGACGGUGGCGGCUCUGCCGAGCUGACAGUCACUGUCAGAACCCCUAGCCACACCACCCUGCCCGUUCGUGUGUCUGGCAGUGUGAGAGCAGGAUUUAUAGCAGAGUUCAAACCAGUGGAGGUGGGCGCCCACACUAUCAUUGUUAACUAUAAUGAGUCUGCAGUCUCUGGCACUCCCUUCACUUGUAAAGUGUAUGACGCCUCCAAGGUGGGAGUGUCCCACCUGCCCAGAGGCGCUAUUGGCAAAAGCCUUCAGUUUGUAGUGGACGCAUCGGAGGCUGGCGAGGGCAAUUUGGAGAUCAGCAUCAGUGCAGCUGGCAGAAACAUACCCACGCAGGUCCAUCCUCAAGGCUCAGCCAGGUUCGCUGUGUCCUUUGUCCCUCUGGAAGCCAUCGAUCAUUCCAUUAAUAUAUCUUUCAACAAGGAACCAGUUCAAGGAUCUCCUUUUGUAGCCAAGGUACAAGCCGACCCCAACCGCAUUGUUGUGAGUGGACAGUCUUUAGCGGCCACAGCAGUGGGGAAAACAUCCUUCUUCACCAUCUCGAAUGUCACCGGUUCUGUGGAGGAUGUUGAGGUGUCUGUUGAGGGCCCCAAUGGACUUCCGGUGGCGGCGCAGGUCCGUGACAACGGUGACCACACCUUCAGAGUGGAGUUCGCACCGCGAAGUGCUGGUGAACACAGAAUCCACGUAGCGUACAGCGGCGAGGCCAUCCCAGGUUCCCCCUUCAGUUGUAAAGUGUACGAUGUGUCAGCCAUCAAGGUGCGGCCAGUUGAACGUGGCAUGGUGGCAAAGCCUGUCACCUUCCUUGUGGAGACGAAUAACGCUGGACCGGGUAACUUGGAGGUGACUGUCAACAACGGGCAGGUCCCUACCAGUGCCCAGGCUCAGGGCAAUCACGUCUACGCUAUCUCCUUCACACCCAAGGAAGCCAAGCCACACGUAGUAGAACUUAAGUUCAAUGGGGAGAACGUGCCAGGCUCACCUUUCUCGUGUGAGGUGGUGGACGUGUCACGAGUCACUGUGGCUGGCACUGGCCUGGAGAAGGUUCCUGUCGACCAGCCAGCCACCUUCACUGUCGACUCUCAGGCAAGCGUGGAUCAGCUGGAAGUGAAGGUGCUGUCACCGUUAAGAGUGAGUCUGGAGCCUCGCGUCUCUACCAACGACGAAGGCAAACUGCUGGUCGAGUACACUCCGACGGAAGUUGGUGACCACAGUGUAGAGGUGCGGGUAGCGGGCAUGCUGGUGCCAGGCUCACCCUUCCUGGUCAAAGCCUACGACGCUACCAAGGUCAGGGUCACUGAAGUAGCCACCGGUAUCGUAGCUAAGCCUGUCUACUUCUCCAUCGAUGCGUCACAAGCGGGCGCAGGCAACCUGGAGAUCAUCGUGUCUGUCAACGGCCGCAACGUUCCUAACUACGUGCAGUCUGAAGGUCACGCAAGAUUCCGCGUUAAUUUCAAGCCAAAGGAGGCCGCCGUGCAUACACUCUCCGUCAAGUUCAAUGGCUUACCUGUACCAGGGUCGCCUUUCAAGUGUCGUGUGAGUGACAGCAGCCAGGUAGUGAUAUCUGGUGCGGGACUCAAGAUGUCCUCUCUGGCUCGACCUGCAGUCAUCACAAUUGAUCCUCGCAGUGCUGAUGUCACAGAUUGUGUUGUCCAGGUGACGUCUCCGUCUGGGGCGCACGUGCCGGUCAAGCUGAGUGGUGAGCUGCCUAAUAAGCUGACAGCAGAGUUCCAACCCCUGGAGGUGGGUCCCCACACCAUUAACGUCAUCAUGGACGGUGAGAGCGUCGGUGGUUCACCCUUCACCUGCAACAUCUAUGACGUCACCAAGGUCCAGGUUAUCAGCCUGGACCACACCAAGGUAAACCGACCCGUGACAUUCACGGUGGACGCGUCUCAGGCUGGGGAGGGGACCCUGGAGCUGGUGGUGACUACAGCCAAGGCCUCAGUCAGGGCUGAGGUGGCCGCCAGGUCUCGUGGUCUUUAUGACGUCACCUUCACUCCACAUGAGCCCAUCCCACACUUCGUUAACAUCACCUUCAACGAAGAGGAUGUUCUGGGUUCACCCUUCAAGUGUGAUGUCCGAGAGCUGGAGCCUCGCGAGGUGCGCCAUCUGCAGCGCAAGGAGAGUCAGAUGGUGACAGCAAAGGGAGAUGGACUCAAGCAGGUGGUGACUGGCAGCACUGCGUCCUUCACGGUGGACACCAAGGGUCUGGAUGGUGAGCUGGACAUUCGUGUCACAGGCCCUGAUGGUGGACAGGUCCCAGCCAGGCUGGUCAAACUACGCAGCGGCCUCCAUCGUGCUGAAUACCGCGCAGACCAGGUUGGGUCCUACAGCGUGGCAGUGUUGCAUCAAGGUACACCCAUCAACGGUACACCGUACACUGUUGAAGCCGCUGACCCUCGUAGAGUUAACUUACAGCCUGCAGGAGAAUGCUUCUCUGCACAGGAGUGUGCUCUCAAGGUGGACGCAUCAGGUGCUGGUCGAGGAACACUGUCAGUAGGCGUGCGAGCAGCUGGCCAGGAUGUGAAGCACUCUAUCAGAGAUUUGGGUGGUGGGCUCUACAAGGUGCUCUUCUAUCCUAGAGCUCCAAUCCCUCACAAGGUGGAUAUCCGCUACAAUGGGGUCCCUGUCCAAGGAGGACCAUUUGAGGUAGGUGUUCGUAACCCUGCCACCGGCCACUCGGUGACAGCCACAGGCAUCGGCCUCCACCAGGCGAGAGUUAACAAGCCCACAUCAUUUGUUAUUGAGACCUUGGGUCAGCCUUCAAAGGAGUUUGAUGUGCUUAUUACUGGACCACAAGACUGGGCUGUUCCAGUUAAAUGUUACCAACAGAAGGAUGGAAACUUACUGGCCGAAUAUACCCCACACAUCCCAGGAACAUACAAAAUAGAGGUGAUGUGUUCCACAAAACAUGUCAAGGGCUCACCAUUCCAGUGUACAGCCUAUGAUGCCUCUAAAGUGAUGCUGGGUCACAGCAAAUUAGUAACUGCUGUUGGUGAACCAUGUUUGUUCAAAUUGGACAAGUCAGAAGCGGGUAUAGCUGACUUGGAGGUGCAUAUUGUAGCACCCUCAGGAGUGGUGAUGCCCCUGGAGGUGAAGAGUGGACCUGCGGGGGAGGCUGUGGAGUGGGUCCCGGAUGCCCCAGGACAGUACAGAGUUACUUUCCUUUAUGGAGGGGAAGAGGUACCAGGGUCACCGCUGACAGUGGAAGUGGGCGAGUCUGGGUUAGCUAGUGUGAAAGGCUCUGGACUAGAUGGUGGUGCAGUGGACACACCUCUCACCUUCACCAUCGAUGGACGUGGUCUCCUUGGAGAGCCCCAUGUCACUGUGGAUGGUCCAGACAGUGUUGCUCGUGUCAACGUUCGUAAACAAGAUGAAGGCCUUUACCAGGUAACAUAUGUUCCUCAUGAAGUGGGCAUCUUUGAUGUCCGUGUCCAGUGGAACAAACGGGAUGUUGCUGGCAGUCCAUUCCACCCUAAGAUUGUGGACCCUGCUCGUGUGAGACUCAUUGGUGGCUGGUCAAGUUUACAAGACGCAGAUGGCCGCCUGGAGCUGACACCUCGUGAGGAAAAACGGCUGGCCUUCGAUGUGAGUGAGGCUGGCCCGGGCAGACUCAAAGGUGAAGUUAUGCAUGAAGGCAGGCAAGUAGAAAUAGGCAUGGAUCAGAAUGGCUCUCGAGCACGUCUGCUCUUUACACCACCAGGUGAGGGUUCUUAUGAACUACGUUUGUGGUAUGCAGAUUUGCCACUGCCAGAUAUGCCAGUACUAGGUUGGGCUGAGCCAGUGUCUACAGGUGACCACACCAGAGUUACUCUGCAGGGUCACGGCCUCAACACAGCUCGCUGUGGAGACCAGUCAGAGUUCAUCAUUGAUGGCUCAGCAGCUGGCCCUGGUGCUCCAGAUGUAACCAUGAGUGGCACUAAGACUGACAUUUCUGUCUCAUUAACACACCAAGGAGGCGGCCUUUGGCGAGCAGUCUACACACCCAUCGUGCCUGGUGCUUAUUUGCUCAAUGUAAUGUGGUCGGACCGCCAGGUGCGAGGCUGUCCACUCAAGGUUAACGUCGAGAGUGCAGCAGAUGCUUCGCGGGUAGUGUGCUCAGGCGAAGGGCUCAGACAUGGGAUGGUUGGCAACGAAAUCAAGUCCUUCAUUGAUACUCGGCGGGCAGGUCCUGGCGAGUUGACUGUUACUUGCACAGGGCCACAGAAGGUGGCGCUGUGUGACUUAGAUGAACAUGGUGAUGGAACCUUCACACUCAACAUCAGGCCACAGGAGCCGGGUAGGCACGCCCUCAGUGUGAAGUACGAAGGGGAACACGUGCCCGGAUCUCCUUUCACACUCAAGGUGGCUGGUGCACCUGACCCAUCCAAGGUUCGUGUAUAUGGUCCUGGGAUUGAGCAUGGAGUGUUAGCAUCUUAUCAGAGUCGCUUCAUCUGUGACACUCGAGGCGCUGGGGCCGGACAGCUUACCGUUAGAAUCAGGGGACCAAAAGGUGCCUUCCGUGUGGAGAUGCAGCGUGAAUCUCAGAAGGACAGGACUAUUUUGUGCAAGUACGAUCCCACAGAGCCUGGGGACUAUCGCAUGGAGGUGAAGUGGUCGGGUGAACAUGUCCCUGGCAGUCCCUUCAUUGUUAUGAUCUUCGACACUCAGGAUGAGCUCAACAGAUAUAUGGCGGGUGGGUAUUCUCCCUCUGGACCUGGUGGAGCUCCUAGUGACUACUAUGGUAGUAUUGGCUAUGGUACUUAUGGCGCAGUUAGUUUUGGACAAAUGUCGUGGCGUGGUUCUCAAGCACAGUUGUGAAGGGGGCCAGGGUCCCCACCGAGCGUCGCUCCUCUCUAUAAUACCCCAUCCAGUAAUGGCUUCAGUCAUGGCUCUUCACCCUCUUCCCCCUCGCCCACCCGUGCCACACAGGUAGCCAAUGGCCGAGUGCUUACAACACCUCGUCAGGUAAAAGCUCUAGCCAAUGCCCGUCGCAGGAACAAACCCCUUGACAAAGUGGGUUACAGCCUUGCACCGCGACCGGCUCCUUCAGCACCCCAAAGACGAAGGCCCAUGUACAUGUCACCGUGGGCUUGGCCACCACACUUCCAUUUUAUGUCUUUGCCGCCCCCAUCUCAGAAGGGUCGCAUGACCCCCCGACGUUCGACGCCCAUGAAUGACCCCGUGUAUUCCGGCAUCACCCUGCGCCAAUUCCGCCGGUACCAACUCAUCACCAACAAUUUAUAGGGUGGUGGACCCUGGUCUCUCCCAGCAGGGCUUCCUUAUAUAAAAAUAUAGGCACUCACUUGCUCAGGUUCUUACUCUGGACCCUUACUAGGCUCAGUGCCCUUCAUCAGCUCUCGACCAUUGAACAGUUGGCCCACUAUAAUAUUACCUUUGGCCACAGUUACAACAUAGCCUCUCAUAAUCAGCAAAGCAUCCUUCACUCUCUCUUUACAAAUAAAAUGGAUAAUCAGCCAUAUUUCAUUCUCCCACAUCAGUACAGCAUAAUGUUAAGCAGCGAGUGAGGACAUGAGGAGCAGCAGCUUGUGGAAGCUGGUGUGAGUGUAGCAACUGGCUGGUGUCAUGCUGGGUGACACCAGGUUAGGUUCUCACAUCUCCCCUACCUCCUUUACCUUGUGCUGAUAUUCAUCUGGACUUUGUUACAUCAUCAUAUGAGACAUGUGCAAAACUGUACAAAGAAAAAUAAAAUUAACAUUUUUUAAAACUCUACCAAGUACAUAUAUACAUUCUCUUGACCAUUUAAAAGAUCAAAAGUACUUUUCAUAUUUUAUAUCAUCCAGACAUAUUACUCAACUUGAAGUCCCACUUGUGUGUAGUUAUUACCAUUACUGUUUCUUACUUUUAUUUAUUUCAAGUAAGAUGAGAGGGCAUCACAGGUGUUAAUUUCAUGCUGAUCCUUCCAUAAGAAAGGAGCCUAGCUUAAGUCAUCAAAAAUGUUAUAUCAUUAAUAUAUUUAAUAAUAUUACACAAGAGUCUAACUAUUUGUAAAUGUUUAAUUAAUAAAAAAUACUAAUGAGAAAAUUA
Messenger RNA from Cherax quadricarinatus, 6963 nucleotides. The record is from RefSeq and is a predicted model, not a curated record. NCBI's taxonomy places the organism in Eukaryota, Metazoa, Arthropoda, Malacostraca, Decapoda, Parastacidae.